UGGUAAUCUAAUCAAGUUGAAUAUACCAAAUGCUCACGACAUGCGUGAGAUCAACGGUACAAAAUACAACUCUAUCGCAAAUAUUAGCUGUGAUGCGGGAUACAAAGAGAAAAAUAAAACUCAGAUAGCAGGAAUUACAAGUACUUUGAUAAGAUGUAACGAGAAUGGUACAUGGGCUAAUCAACCAACGUGUGUCAGGAAAGACUGUGGUGAUUUGAACAUAGACAAUGCAGCCAAUAAACACCUGCAUAAUGACACCAAGUACCAUUCUACAGCAACGAUCGACUGUGAUGAAGGAUUUUAUAACAAAAAUCAAACCCAAAAAGCUGAAAUAUCAACUACAGAAAUAAGUUGUUCCGAGUAUGGAACGUGGGUGAAUAUACCUACGUGCAUAAGGAAAGACUGCAAACCUUUAUCAUCUCCACCAAAUGGAAAUAUCGCAUUUGAAAAGAAUGAUACAUCCUACGGAUCAAAUGCCACAAUCACGUGCCAUGAUGGGUACAGUGUGGCUGGCCCCGACAAUAUAGUGUGUGAGAAGUCAGGAAACUGGAGUAACUACACAAUACAGUGUCAAAUUAAUGAUUGUGGGCGAUUGCCACAGCCGACGAAUGGAAAGAUCAUUUUUGCUCAAAACAUGACAACAUAUGGGUCUAAUGCUACAUACACGUGUGAUGAUGGAUAUUACAUUAAUGGUUCAAAGACAAUACAUUGUGAAGCGUCAGGACAUUGGAACACUGACGAAAAACGUUGUCAAAUAAGGGAUUGUCACACGCCUACACCAGUACAAGACGGCUUUAUUGGAACUCCAAAUGGAACAGAAUUUGGUGCUAUGGCCAUCAUUUCCUGUAACCCUGGAUAUAAAUUACAUGGAGACAACUUUACAAAGUGCAAGGCGAAUGGCAAAUGGAGUACAUAUUUAGUAAAUUGCACGCUGAAUGAAUGCCCUACAGCAAAUGAUACUGAUAAUGGUUCAGUUAAUAGAACCGACAAAUCACAUGCUGUGUAUAAGUGUGACACAGGGUAUACUUUACACGGCCAGGAGAGAUUGUUUUGUCAACUAAAUGGAACUUGGAGUGCAAAGCCACCAACAUGCAAUAUAAAAGACUGCGGAAACUUAACAAGCCCCGAACACGGAAAUGUGACACUUAACAAUGGACUAACAACAUUUAAAUCUACUGCCACAUUUACAUGUGACACUGGCUAUGAAUUGACUGAUAAGAGUAUUUCGAUAUGCAAUGCCUCUGGUAAUUGGAGCACUAUCCCAAAUUGCAGAAUAAAGGACUGUGGCAACGUCACAACUGUACCUGCAAAUGGACACGUGGAUCAACCAAAUGAAACUACAUACUUAUCUGUUUCAAAAUUCCGCUGUGAUAUCGGCUAUACAUUACAAGGUGACAACAGCACAGUGUGCACAAAAGACGGCAGAUGGAGGACAUAUAAAGUAACAUGUGCCAUCAAUCACUGCUCUAAACCUACGUCUCCUACAAAUGGAAAUGUUUCCCCAGUCAAUGGAACCACCUAUAGAUCGAUUGCAAACUAUACGUGCAACGAGGGGUUUACUUUAAACGGGACCAGCAUAACUACCUGUGAGUCUGACAAGACAUGGAGCGGUCCUCUUCCAACUUGUGAUAUCAAAAACUGUCACACUCCUUCUGCACCUAUAAACGGCAAAGUUAACACUACAAAUGGUACGAUAUAUCAGUCAGUGGCUACAUUCAGUUGUGAUAUCGGCUAUACAUUGAAUGGUGGCAACAGUACAGUCUGUGAAUCGUCCGGAAACUGGAGUGAACAUAACUUGAAAUGCGUCAUUAACGAUUGCGGAAACCUUACAGCACCUGGAAAUGGCACUGUUACUUUCAGCAAUGGUACAACGUACACAUCCAUAGCCUACUAUGACUGCCACACUGGUUUUGACCUGCACGGUGCAAAUGAAACUUCCUGCCAAGCUAACAGAGCUUGGGAUGCUCAAACUCCAACAUGUGUUAUAAGAGACUGCGGUAAGCCUCCAAAAGCUCCUGCUAUUGGAACUUCUACAAACAAUGGAACAACAUAUCAGGCGGUUGUUUCGUACAUCUGUAACGAAGGCUUUGAUUUAAUAGGAAAUGCAUCAGCUGUAUGUCAAGAAAACGGAACAUGGAGCACUGGGCCGACUAAUUGUACUAUCAAAGACUGUGGAAAACCUAAUGGUACAGCUCAUGGAACGUUCUCACCGGAAACAGGAGGACACUUUUUCAACGAUAAUGCUACAUAUAAAUGCGAUAAGGGAUACGAAACCUCUGAUGCGACGUUUAUCACCUGUAAUUCAUCUGGUGAAUGGAACAGACCUCCGCCAAUAUGCAAAGACAUUAAUGAAUGUGAUCGGUAUACCGCAAAUUGUCAUAGACGAGCAGACUGCAAUAACACUGAUGGUAGUUACUGGUGUAAGUGUCAGUCUGGGUUCAUUGACAUUUCAGGAGGUAAAGGAACUAAUUGUGAAGAUAUAGACGAAUGUUCAAGAGCCAGUACAAACAACUGUAAUAAAAACGGGUCCCAGUGUAUCAACUAUCCUGGAGGUUUUCUUUGUCUUUGUGACGACGGUUGGACGGGUGAUACUUGUAGCAUCGAUAUAGAUGAAUGUAACACGACCGGUUGCGGUGUACGAGCUAAUUGUACAAACUAUGAUGGAGGUUACAAUUGUACUUGUAUUUCUGGCUAUCCGAAAGGAGAUCCGAAAAUACAUUGUUAUGAAAAUGUCAUCAUAGAUCUGGAAACUCGCGUUGACCCCUUCAGAGGAAACGAUGAGCUGAUAGACGCUAAGCCUAUCCAUUACAGAUUUCCGUAUUAUGGAUAUGAAUACAACUCAUACAGGCCAAAUAUGAAUGGCUUUCUUACACUUGGCUAUCAACCGGUGUAUGAGCACUAUGGACCAGAAACUCCGGACGACUGGAAGAAAUAUAGCCGGGGAAAUACCGUUAUAGCUCCAUUCUGGACAGAUAUUGACUCUACAAACCUUACUGGAGGACUUUAUGUUCAUCUCUUUGAGAAUUAUACUAACUAUGGUCCAAACGACAGUCAGCAUAAAGACCUUUCACGUCUUGGAAACAUAUUCACUGAAUAUUAUAAUCUCACGAAUUUCACACCUCGGGUUGCAAUUGUAGCCACCUGGAUUAAUGUCACACAGUCGUCCUACAUUGUACCUUCCAGGCUAAUUAGAACACAUAAUGCUACAAUGCAAGUGAUACUAAUUUCUGAUGGUAUCUAUUCCUAUGUAAUGUUCAACUACGACCAUGAACAGUGGUCUUUCGAAAUUGACAAAAAUAUUCCAAGCUCGGCCGGUUAUACCAAAAGUGACAAAACUGGAUAUAUUAUAGCUACCAGACAAAAUUUUACACAGUUAAAUAAAGACACAAACGUAAAAGAAGGUCCUAAUUAUAUUAAUGGAAGAUGGAUAUACGACGUGAGUAGCACCAAUAUUAAUAGAAAUGCAGUUUUACGGAACGAAUCGGAAUGUCUAAAAUUCAGUAAAAACAAAACCAUCAAAGAAUGGAUAGCGAAACAACGGGAAUUGGCAUACCCAUGUCCAUGUAGCGAGCAACAGAUGCAACUUGAUUACAGCUACCGCAAGGUGGAUCCAAUGUAUGAAAGCUCACAGACUAAGACGGUUUGCUAUGAGGCAUGGUUUUUCAACAACGACGGUGUGAAGCAGACGUGCUGUUAUAGUUAUGGUGCGUUGAAAAAGGAAAAUACCGGUGGCGGCUUUGCAACUUUUGAACACGAUAAAUACAAUACUACUCAAUACUUCUACAAAUGUUGUGAUGCAACGACAGACAGGCACCUGUGUCAUCUAUUCUACGAAAUGAACCCGUCUGAUGAUUGCUCUAGAUUCCAGCCUGCGGACGAGCCCAUUGGUAGAUACAGGCGCUCGCUUAUUGGAUAUAUGAGAAGCGGAACUGGUAAAUUAUAUGUUGUCUGUAAUUUUUAAAGGGGUGUUAUUUCCUAGUUUUUGAACCUUAUCGAUUAUUCAGCGACAACUAAAUUAAACUGAACUUUUUGUGAGUUCAAAAAGCGUAGAAAGUUUGCCAAUUUGUAAGAAUGAAUGAAUGAUUCAAGAAAAUGCGUUCGGGAUAAUCCUUAAAGUGAGAUGAUGUUUUCAAUACAUAAUUACAGCUUAUAUGCCUUUUGAUUAUUUUCAUUUUUUUAUGAUGCAUUAUAUAAAAAGUAAUUAGUUAAACCAAUAAAGAUCGAAUUUUGAUAUCUUUUGCUAAAAUGCGAAACAGCUCACAUGCAGUUUUUGAGAUGAAACCAUUUAUCUGAAACAUGGCAGGAUAAUAGUAGAUUUCUAUCAUAUAUUUGGUCACAAUUGAUUUUAACUUACGUACUUAUACACUUUAAGUACUAAACGGUUACUCGUUCAGUGAUGCGGAAUCGUAAAUGUAUCAUGUUUAAUGUAGUUUAUCUUAACAACAAUUCGAUUCUGGGCGAUUUCUGCAUUCUCUGGCUUUUACAGAAAGCCAAGUUGAACAAUGAGCUGCAUUUAUGUCCGGACAAUGCCGAAUUGCUAAACGACAAUGCGUAAUCAAUCGGAAAUUGAAAUCAGAAGUGUCAUUACGGGUCCACUAUCAUGCUUAAUGUGUAUAUAGGUUUUUCGUUACAAAUGUUUAUUUGGUUAAAAGACACUGCAGCUUAAAAAUGCAAUUUUUGUUUUCAAAUUACGUUUUUGAGCGCAAAUAUAUAAAUAUGUAGGAAAAAACUGACACUUUCAUUUUUAUUCUAAUACUUAUUCUCGGUGAGUACCUGUUUUGUUCGUUAUGGUUAUAUUGUUUUGAAUUUUUAUAAAUAAUCGAUAGAUUUUUUAUUUUUCAGAUCAGAUUUGACGACAAAAGCAUUAUUACUAUAAUAUUACCAUUGUGCUGAAAUGAUUUAUUGCAUUUAUUUCAAGAUUCUUAACUUUUGAUUUAUUGUUAUAUUUUGUUGUUUUCUUACAAAAGAUCCCUACUCAUUCUUCGCGAGUUUUGUUUUUUUCUCUCAUUGAAAACAGUGGUAAGUAUAUAUUACAUCUAUUGUGUUUUACUUUGAACAUUGAUACAGUUUAAGUAUUUUGCAAAUGAACCGCGCCAUGAGAAA
This is a messenger RNA of Mercenaria mercenaria, 5103 nucleotides long. Its product is annotated as sushi, von Willebrand factor type A, EGF and pentraxin domain-containing protein 1-like. Bases 41 to 3961 code for a protein of 1306 amino acids. The record is from RefSeq and is a predicted model, not a curated record. Gene Ontology annotation, molecular function: calcium ion binding. The transcript has 21 exons. Gene Ontology annotation, biological process: cell-matrix adhesion. Lineage: Eukaryota; Metazoa; Mollusca; Bivalvia; Venerida; Veneridae.